Molecule: messenger RNA, 492 nt
Organism: Laccaria bicolor S238N-H82
Lineage: Eukaryota; Fungi; Basidiomycota; Agaricomycetes; Agaricales; Hydnangiaceae
Exons: 7
Coding region: 1-492 (163 amino acids)
Source: RefSeq, a predicted model, not a curated record
AUGAGCCCUCAAAAACGCGCGCGAUCUGACGAAAACUCGUCCCCCACGCCUGUUGCUACACCUCGGAGGUCACAGCGGAGAGAUACACCCACCCCCACGCCCAGGAACUCGCACGGCUUUCAGAUCAUUGAUGGUCUCACACCUGUCCCAAACCUGAAGCGGCGUCGCGUUUUUACUGCCGAGGAGCUUGUCAAUCGCGAAAAGAUCACAGCAAAAUUGCACAAGUCGGUUUCGGUCCACUUCUUCUGGUUUGUAUUUUCGAACUUUCGAAACGGGGGGCAUGUUAUCGAGAUGUAUCUAAGUUCGUUGCUACGUUAUGAUCCUCUCAUUGGGCAAGGUGUCCGCAGCAUGUCGGAAACUGAUCCCAAUAACGAGAAGAUUAUCAGCGGAAUGUCUGAUUUCAUCAUUCCUCCCGGCGCAGUGAAUGUUUCUUCUCCCACCUCCUUGAAAGGUUUGAGGGAAACUUUGGCAUCCCCUCCUGUUCCCGCCUGA